ACAGCCACCACUACCACCGCCCUCACAGCAUCAUCAACGGAAUCUCUCGACCGCCUCAUCGUGUAGUGCCCAACACAAAAGUGUAACCUUCAGUCAAGUGCCGUCGAAUAGUGGCGAUUAUAGUGCCGGCAGCAGUAGUGGCAAUUCCAGUUGUGGUGGUCAACAAUCAAUGGCGGGCAACAUGAAGCACGGAAAAUCACAAGAAGACGUCUGCUACGUAGUAGCCAAAUACGAUUAUGCAGCACAGGGAGCACAAGAAUUGGAUUUGCGAAAAAAUGAACGUUAUCUGCUGUUAGAUGAUACCAAACAUUGGUGGCGUGUACAAAACAGUCGUAAUUUAUCCGGAUAUGUGCCCAGUAAUUAUGUGAAAAAGGAAAAACCAUCACUGUUCGAUAGUAUUAAGAAAAAAGUGAAAAAGGGUUCCGGCUCCAAAACCCUACCCAAUUGUUCGCCAUCAAGACAAAUCGAAAGUCCAACAAUGUCACGAAGACUGCCACCCGAUCCAUCAGAGGCUAUCGGCUCAGCUAUUGUUAAAUAUAAUUAUCAAGCCCAACAGCCCGAUGAACUAUCACUGACCAAGGGUACACGAAUAUUGAUAUUGGAAAAAUCGAAUGAUGGCUGGUGGCGGGGACAAAGUGGUAAUGCCGUUGGCUGGUUUCCAAGCAAUUACACAACCGAAGAUUGUGAUAAUGAUGGUGAAAUACAUACAUAUGCAAUGGCUGAGAAUGUAUUAGAUAUAGUGGUCGCUUUAUAUAGUUUCAAUUCCAAUAACGAUCAAGAGCUCUCCUUCGAAAAAGGCGAUCGUUUAGAGAUUGUGGAUCGUCCAGCCUCCGAUCCCGAUUGGUAUAAGGCACGCAAUAAUCAAGGUCAAGUCGGUUUAGUUCCACGCAAUUAUUUACAAGAAUUAAAUGAAUAUCUAAGUACCCCGUAUCGUAAUAAUGGUGGUGCUGCGGGCAAUGGUAAUAAUCCAGCCAAUGCCAAUGGUGAUUCAAUUGAUCGUCGGGCCGAUGGUAUGCCACAAAAUUCACCGCCACCCAUGGAACGGCCAAAUUUAGCUGGCAAAUCAUGGUAUUAUGGAGCCAUAACACGCAGUCAAUGUGAUACGGUACUGAAUCAGCACGGACAUGAUGGCGAUUUUCUAAUACGUGAUAGUGAGACCAAUAUGGGUGACUAUUCGGUUUCUCUAAAGGCUCCCGGACGCAACAAACAUUUCCGUGUCCAUGUGGAGAACAAUAUGUACUGCAUAGGCCAACGUAAGUUUCAUACUCUAGAUCAGCUAGUAGAUCAUUACCAAAGAGCGCCCAUCUAUACAAAUAAACAGGGCGAAAAAUUAUAUUUAGUACGACCGUUACCAAAAGCCAAUGGUACGUAA
Messenger RNA from Musca vetustissima, 1372 nucleotides. Its product is annotated as cytoplasmic protein NCK1-like. The coding region runs from base 170 to 1372 and encodes 400 amino acids. Gene Ontology annotation, molecular function: protein binding. The transcript has 5 exons. Lineage: Eukaryota; Metazoa; Arthropoda; Insecta; Diptera; Muscidae. The record is from RefSeq and is a predicted model, not a curated record.